UAAAAACACAUCAGACUCUCACUGUGGAUGAUAUAAAAACAUUGCAGCUGAAGGAGACCAAACCCAACAAACGCAAAAAUGCCUCUGAGGCUGGACAUCAAGCGCAAACUCACGGCUCGAUCUGACCGUGUCAAAAGCGUAGACCUUCAUCCGUCCGAACCAUGGAUGCUGGCCAGUUUGUACAAUGGCAGUGUCUGUGUGUGGAACCAUGAAACACAAACUCUGGUUAAGACUUUUGAGGUUUGUGACCUUCCGGUGAGAGCUUCCAAGUUUGUUGCCAGGAAAAAUUGGGUCAUAACUGGCGCUGAUGACAUGCAAAUCCGAGUUUUCAACUACAACACUCUAGAGCGAGUACACAUGUUUGAGGCCCAUUCAGAUUAUAUUCGCUGCAUCGCUGUGCAUCCCACCCAGCCCUACAUCCUCACAAGCAGUGAUGACAUGUUGAUAAAGCUGUGGGACUGGGAGAAGAAAUGGUCGUGCAGUCAGGUGUUUGAGGGCCACACACACUACGUGAUGCAAAUCGUCAUCAACCCCAAAGACAACAACCAGUUUGCUAGUGCGUCGCUGGACAGAACAAUAAAGGUUUGGCAACUGGGUUCAUCUUCUCCCAACUUCACUCUGGAAGGUCAUGAUAAGGGGGUGAACUGCAUUGAUUAUUACAGUGGAGGAGAUAAACCUUACCUCAUCUCCGGAGCCGAUGACAGACUGGUCAAAAUUUGGGACUAUCAGAAUAAGACAUGUGUGCAGACGCUCGAGGGACAUGCUCAGAAUGUGUCCUGUGUAAACUUUCACCCAGAGCUGCCCAUCAUCAUCACUGGAUCUGAGGACGGCACAGUCCGGAUCUGGCACUCCAGCACUUACCGUCUAGAAAGCACCUUGAACUAUGGAAUGGAGCGGGUUUGGUGUGUGUCUGGCUUGCGGGGCUCCAACAGCGUCGCAUUGGGCUAUGAUGAAGGCAGCAUCAUUAUCAAGCUCGGCCGUGAGGAGCCAGCCAUGUCAAUGGACACCAACGGAAAGAUCAUUUGGGCCAAGCACUCUGAGAUUCAGCAGGCAAACCUCAAAGCCAUGGGGGAUGCAGAAAUCAAGGAUGGUGAGAGGCUGCCACUGGCAGUCAAGGACAUGGGCAGCUGUGAGAUCUACCCUCAAACCAUCCAGCACAAUCCUAACGGCAGGUUUGUGGUGGUGUGUGGAGAUGGAGAGUACAUCAUCUACACCGCCAUGGCUCUGAGAAACAAGAGCUUUGGUUCUGCACAGGAGUUUGUUUGGGCCCAUGAUUCAUCCGAGUAUGCAAUCCGGGAAAGCAGCAGUGUGGUGAAGAUCUUCAAAAAUUUUAAGGAGAAAAAAUCUUUUAAGCCAGAUUUUGGAGCAGAAGGCAUUUAUGGAGGCUUCCUACUGGGUGUUCGAUCUGUGAAUGGUUUGGCUUUCUAUGACUGGGAAAACACGGAGCUGAUUCGACGAAUUGAGAUCCAGCCUAAACAUAUUUUCUGGUCAGACUCCGGUGAGCUGGUGUGCAUUGCCACAGAAGAGUCCUUCUUUAUCCUGCGCUACCUGUCAGAGAAGGUGGCCGCAUCACAGGAGAACAAUGAGGGGGUUACUGAAGACGGUAUUGAAGAUGCUUUUGAGGUUCUGGGAGAGAUUCAGGAGGUGGUGAAGACUGGUCUGUGGGUGGGAGAUUGUUUCAUCUACACCAGCUCAGUCAACCGCCUCAACUACUUUGUUGGAGGAGAGAUUGUCACCAUUGCUCACUUGGACAGAACGAUGUACCUUCUGGGAUACAUUCCUAAAGAUGACCGUCUUUACCUGGGUGAUAAGGAGCUGAACAUUGUUAGUUAUUCUCUCCUGGUGUCUGUCCUGGAGUACCAAACUGCCGUCAUGCGCAGAGACUUUGGCAUGGCAGAUAAAGUGCUGCCCACCAUCCCUAAAGAACAGAGAACCAGAGUUGCCCACUUCUUAGAGAAACAGGGUUUCAAGCAGCAGGCUCUGGCUGUGUCCACUGAUCCAGAGCACCGCUUUGAGCUGGCGCUUCAGUUAGGAGAGCUGAAAAUCGCAUACCAGCUUGCAGUAGAAGCUGAGUCGGAGCAGAAGUGGAAGCAGUUGGCAGAGCUGGCCAUCAGUAAGUGCCAGUUUGGACUGGCACAGGAGUGUCUUCAUCAUGCCCAGGACUAUGGAGGUCUUCUGCUUCUGGCCACUGCAUCUGGCAACGCCUCUAUGGUUGCCAAGCUUGCGGAGGGAGCAGAGCGGGACGGCAAAAACAAUGUCGCCUUUAUGACAUACUUCCUGCAGGGAAAAUUGGACAACUGUUUGGAACUUCUGAUCAAGACCAAUCGUCUGCCAGAAGCAGCCUUUCUUGCCCGCACAUAUCUACCCAGUCAAGUUUCCAGAGUGGUGAAGCUUUGGAGAGAGAGUUUGUCUAAAGUGAAUCAGAAAGCAGCAGAGUCUCUGGCAGACCCCACAGAGUAUGAGAACCUGUUCCCAGGCCUGAGAGAGGCUUUUGUGGCAGAGCAGUACCUGAAAGAGACCAGCCUCGGCCAAACCAGACCUGCCUCUGACUACCCACUCAUCACGCCUAAUGAAGAAAGGAACGUGCUGGAGGAGGCCAGUGGUUAUGAACCCAAAGGAAUUCUCCCUGCUCCCACACAGCUGAAGCAGGAGGUCUCGGAGGAUGAAGAGGUUUUGGCCUCAGUCUCAUCAGUGUCUGCUGUGAGUUCUGCACAGUCCCAACCUGACCCGAAGCUCCAAGAGAAGACAGAAGAAAAAACUCCUGAAAUUACAGCAGCAGAACAGAAGGUCAUCGAUGAACUUGAGGAUGAUUUGGAUAACAUGGAGCUUGAUGACAUCGACACUACAGAUGUCAAUCUGGAUGACGACUUCCUAGACGACUAAACCAUCUGCACUGAAGCAUUGAGUUUAUUUAAGUGACCAAAUGUUUUGUUUUGUUUUUUCGUUGCUGUUAGAAAUGCAGAGCUGAAGUCGGACUGGGUUCAUUAUAAACACGUUUUUUAGGCCGUACCACCAAUGGAAAAAAAAUGUCUGUGAUCUCUUUUUUUUUUUUUUUGUACUUCUUUCUGGACCUUCAAUUGACAUUUUACCUGUACAUCAAGACUUAUUGACCAUGACAAUUCAUGGUGCCAUUAUUCAUAAUAAAGAUAACUACUAUACUAA
Molecule: messenger RNA, 3162 nt
Organism: Danio rerio (zebrafish)
Lineage: Eukaryota; Metazoa; Chordata; Actinopteri; Cypriniformes; Danionidae
Gene: copb2
Product: COPI coat complex subunit beta 2
Biological process (GO): vesicle-mediated transport; intracellular protein transport
Cellular component (GO): COPI-coated vesicle membrane; Golgi membrane; Golgi apparatus
Molecular function (GO): structural molecule activity
Source: RefSeq, marked provisional